AGUUGUUCCUGAGAUUGUAGCAGUUAGCAGUUGCGCACAUCCUCUUUCCAAAUAUAAUUACUUACCAAGUCUAAAUAAACCAGUCAAUAUGGGAUGUGAUGGUGGAACUAUUCCUAAAAGACACGAAUUGGUGAAAGGGCCUAAGAAGGUCGAAAAGGUCGAUAAGAGCGCUGAACUUGCGGCCCGAUGGAAGUACUGUGCACUGAGUCAGGAGAAACUGCGUCGCCCCAUCGUUGCCUGCGAUUUGGGAAGGUUUUACAACAAAGAUGCAGUGAUUGAAUAUCUGCUGGAUAAAUCCGCCGAGAGACCCAACAUUGAAGUGGCAACACACAUUCGUGGUAUAAAGGAUGUUAAGGAGUUGAACCUAACGGACAACCCAGCCUGGGAUGGUGAGAGCAACACGAAAGGGGAUCGCUAUGAAGCCCUGCACCGGGCCAUGUUCAUCUGCCCAGUGGUUGGCUUGGAGAUGAAUGGGAAGCACAAGUUCAGUUUCCUGCAAACCUGCGGUUGUGUUUUCUCGGAGCGUGCCAUGAAGGAGGUCAAAACUGAGAUCUGUCACAAGUGUGGAGACCCAUUCCAAGAGGGAGAUCUCGUUGUUCUCAACGGAACCAAAGAAGAGAUGGAGAAACUGACGCUGCGAAUGGAAGAGAAGAGAGCCCAGGCUAAAGCAGCAAAGAAAUCCAAAAAGAGUAAAGUGUCUGAAACGGUUUCCAAGACAGAAGAUACGGAAGCUGCGGGGCCCUCUAGCUCUGCGUCCAGCUCUGCACCCAGCUCUACAUCAUCUGACCCCUCCAAGGUAGCCAAGCCCUCUUCCACCACCACCACCAUUGGAAGCAAGAGGUCCGUCCAGGACAUGGGGGACAAGUCUGAGAUUUAUAAAUCCCUAUUCACCUCCCACAGCUCAGCCAAACGCUCCAAAGACCAGAUAUCAAACUGGGUCACCCACACACCCUACCACUUUUGAAAGCCCCCGGUGGUUUGCCAUCUUGCUUCUUUUGUAAUGUCUGUCUUUUAUUUCUCUUCAUUUUACCCCCCCCCCCCCCCCCCCCCCAUUGUGUUUAUGCAAGCUCAUGCAAGAUUACUUGGUGAAAGUAUUUGUUAGCAUAAUAGCACCAUUUUAAAAGAAUGAGUCAUAUUCUCAUAGGUCUUUAUGAAUGCUUUAUUAUUGGUUUGUAGGCAAUGUGUUAUAUUGUCAGUGUCCUGCUUUUAAAUCCUUUACUUUGGUGUACUGAUGAUGGUAGAUAAAAUUGAGCAACACACUGUUGUAUUUGAGAAUUAUCAGCAAAACAAUAAAGUCGACAUGAGUGA
Molecule: messenger RNA, 1308 nt
Organism: Sardina pilchardus (European sardine)
Lineage: Eukaryota; Metazoa; Chordata; Actinopteri; Clupeiformes; Clupeidae
Gene: rtf2
Product: replication termination factor 2
Exons: 8
Coding region: 89-964 (291 amino acids)
Biological process (GO): mitotic DNA replication termination; site-specific DNA replication termination at RTS1 barrier
Cellular component (GO): nucleus
Source: RefSeq, a predicted model, not a curated record